This is a messenger RNA of Guyanagaster necrorhizus, 4578 nucleotides long. RefSeq lists its product as uncharacterized. The transcript is spliced from 9 exons. Lineage: Eukaryota; Fungi; Basidiomycota; Agaricomycetes; Agaricales; Physalacriaceae. Gene Ontology annotation, cellular component: GATOR1 complex. The record is from RefSeq and is a predicted model, not a curated record. Gene Ontology annotation, biological process: negative regulation of TORC1 signaling; positive regulation of autophagy; intracellular signal transduction. The coding region runs from base 1 to 4578 and encodes 1525 amino acids. Gene Ontology annotation, molecular function: GTPase activator activity.
AUGAGCACCUCCCGUGCAGAAUCCCAGCAGCCUCAGUUCAAUCGCAGAAGGUCGAAUACCGCCCAAUCUCUCCUCAGGCCUGUGCCUCCACCAGUCCCAUGCCCGCCUUUGGAAAUCGGGGACACCGUUGUGCUCAAUUCAUGGGUGCACGAUCCAAAGGAUAACCAGAAUGUCACAUUUAAUCAUGCACGUUGGCCAGGCAUAACGGAGGGCGAGAUGAUUAGCGUAACUGCUAAUGGCAUGAACGAGUCCUUUUUCUUCAUCGUACCGAAGGAUGAUGGGUCAAAUAAGCCUCAGCUGCAGAUUUCUGUACCUAAACCGCUUGCAGAAUCCUUCGGCGUGAGGAACAAUGGCGAGGUCACUUUGAUAAAGGUUGAUAGGGAGCUGCACUGUGCCGACUACGUAGAAUUCAUAUUUCAGGAUCAAUAUAUGGGACGAAAUGAAAUGUGGCGCCUUGGCGAGCAUCUCGCUGGGCAGUGUGUUUACACGGAUCAGGAAGUCAAUUUCAUAGGGAGUGGUGUCGCCAAGAUACAAUGUAUUUUCGUUGACGGUAAAAAAGUAUCUGCCGCUUGCAUGACAUCUCGGACUAAGGCGAUAUAUCGCUCUUUAUCAGCCAAAGUGACCAUCUUUAUCCAAGUCUGCCGAGAACUCUGGGAGUUUGCCGGAGAUGGCGAACGUUAUAAUGAGAAAAUCGUUCACUCAUUUCUUCCUUCGCUUUUCGCUAAAUGGAAAGAAGCCGGCACAAACCAUACCGUCACUAUCGCCCUCAUAUCUCGCGUCUAUUAUGAUGAGUCCGAGAUUGACUAUGCAGCAGGCCCAUUGCGACGAGAUGACCGUGGCCAGUGGUAUAAAGACUUUUAUAAGGUCAUAACGGACCUUGAAGUGAUAUACGAGUGGAAGCCAACGCUUGUCAGUCUCAAGAAUUCAUUCUGGGAUUUUCAACGCGACAUCCUGCUCACCCACCAUUACCACCGGGCACAUCUGGAGGGCAGCUCCGGGUCAUCAGAGCAAGUCCGCCUAGUCGGUCGUCUUUCUUACGCCCAUGAUGGUCCGAUCCUCGAGGCGUUGAACCUCGGGCUAAAUCCGGCGGAAACCCAUUAUAUUGAUCGUUCUCUGCUUCUCACCGGGGCUGCCACCAUGCUUAUUACCCCAGGAACAGGCUAUUUUCGUGUUUCCAAGCACCUGCUUAGACUUACCACUACUCGGAUGCUUGAUCAAGGAUUUGGUCUAGAUUUGAUUUGUCUCGAGAAACCGCCCCUUCAUUCGAGUCCUAUCUUUAGUUUUCAAGGCGUGCAGCCCGACUCCAAAGUCGCUGUCCCUGGGUCUCGUGAAAUGGACCCUCUCUGGGGUGGGGACGACGAUUCUUCGCAUGACGCGAGGACGAAAGCCACGUUUUGGUGGGAGCCUUUUUGGAUCUCAGUAUCCUUUUGGGAUAAGCAAAUGGACCUUCCCUUCCGCCAAGACAGAUUUAUUGCCCAGGCCAAAAUGCAUGAAAUACAGAUGCUGGGACUUUUGGAACACGAUGUGCUUUCCAGCAUUGAGGUGCCGUAUCUAACUGACGACCCUGAGCCCACUCCCCAUGAAGGUGCCGUCAGUAGCGGCAUCCCCCUCACACUUCAAGCAGCACACCGAUUUGACAACGAUGUAUUUACACUUCGCGGCAAAUCGCAACAGGCACCGGCAGCCAAUCGUAAUUCUGCUACAUCAUCUGCAAGCCCACCCUCCACAUCUCGUAUGACGGCUGAAAAGCGCCCUUCUCACCGUAACUCAUUGGUUGCCCCUAAAAUCCCACCCAUCGAAGAAAGUCCAAAAAUCUGCAUUGCUGAACUACCGCCGGAAGACACUCCGGAUCUAUCCUCGUCCGCUUUGUUUGCAAAAACCCGAACUUCAUCUCCAUCUCAGUCGUCGAUCCGUUCACUACGUUCCAAUUUAUCUACCUACUCUUCAAAGAGGAGCACAAAGAAGGAGAGCCCGUCGCGUGAAUCAAUUUCAUCGAAAUUCGCACCUUCGUGGUUGUUCAAGCCAUUCAGAAGCGGCCCUGUUGAGCCUCAGACAACUACUGUGUCAGCAUCAGCGAUUUCAACGCCACAUACAGAUACCACAUCAUCGCCACCCACCCUUUCCUCUUCCGUCUCCACAUCAUCAAGUCUGGUGGACCAUGGACCCCAUGUGCCUCAACCAAUGGCAAUUAAAGGCAGAGGGAUACUUCGUCCGAGUUUAAACCGUAUGUUUGAAAACGAUACUCUUUCCACCCCACGACCAUCGGGACGACCUACAGGUAGCUCUCCUAAAAAUGAUCUUCCCUCCAUUCUAAAACGUCGCGGAACGACCAGCUCUAUCACCGCCUCAUGGACCUCUUCAUCCCCUAGCUCGCGGGCCAAUCCAUCCAACCCCCAAACCAUUGUCUCUUAUGUCCAAUCAUCCCUCGCCGCUCGAUGGCAGCACACGUUCCCUCAACCUUCCUAUAAGCACGAGAUCAAAUGGAAGGCUAUUGUCACACCUGGAUGUUUACCUCUUUCGGUGGAGUACUUCCCCACAACGGCUGAGCUCGAGAACGCGUACGAUGUCUUUUCAUAUGACUUUGUUGUGGACCCCGGUGAAAUGCGCUCGUGUCUUGUAAAGCCUCCUAUGGUGAAGGGAAACGCAGAAGAUCAACGUCGUGCUUGGGCGCUUGUAGUUAUGCGAGGCAUGGCUGCCGUCCGACUGGCACAAGGGUUUCAGUUUGUGUUACAGAGAAAACAGAAGAGUCAGGACGUCAACGGAAUGGAGGAGGAGGAGGAGGAGAAGUCUACAUUUCGACGCCAUCAGUCUUUUGUAGGUCUCACAGAUGACGACAUUCCCAAGCCUUGGGGUGCGGCUGAAGUUCUAAAGUCCACGGCCAAUCCGGUCUACCUCAGUAUGAGCAACGAGAUUCAUCGAAUCUCGUACACCGGAGAGGCUAUUCAAGUGAGACGUUACGUUCGAAGAAUGCCCUCUAGUCAACCUUUCCACUAUGAAUGUUUGAUAUGGCCCAAGCUCGGUGUUGGUUAUACACAACAAUCGACGACCUUUACCUCCCAUGGCCUGGAGAAUUACGGCUGGAAUCGAUUGGACAUGCUUGUCGCAGGGUACGAACACCAGUUCAACGAAUCCCUUCGUUAUUGGAGAACACGGUUUGUAGUGAUACCCACCGUAAAGCUACCCACUGUUUCCGUUGGUCCCGCGGGCGAAACAUUGAACGAAGAAGAGAUACGUAUUUUGGGCAUUGAAAAGCUGGCCGAGCAUUUCACCAAGGUGCGCUGGCAGCCACCUGAUGAAAAGCAGGCGCCUCCUCCAGUUCGAUUCCUGCCAACGACACACUCACCAGCGGCUUCCGUCCUCGACAACGCGCUGAUGGACCAGUUGGAUCAAAUCCAUGCUGCUGGUCCUCUUCGCAAGAAGAUGAAAAGCGAGCGGGAGAUUGGUGAUAUGUCUCUUGCAUCGAUUGCCAAGGCCAUGCGAGAAGAAGACGGUGUUCCCAUCAAGCAUAAUCAAUGGCAUCGCUCCCGCUAUCCGGACUCUUUCACAGGCUUCGAUUUCGUCUCCUGGCUCUGUCGUGAAUUCCGGGAUGUCUCGUCUCGGUCUCAAGGGACAGAAUGGGGAAUAAGGCUCCAAGAACAAGGGUUGUUCGAGCAUGUCCGAGGGCAUCACAACUUUUUAGAUGGGCAUUACUUCUACCGUCUGAUAGGUGAAUACGCUAUACCCUCCACCCCGCGCUCGUGGUUUGGUCCUCGAUUGGAAGCAACCAACUUGCGUGCCGGUAUCUACCCUUCUAGUGUGGCCAGACCGAAGCAUGUCCGUCAAGCCAAGAAAAGGUUAAUUCUCAGUCAAAGUAUGGUCAUUGAUAUCGACACCACCAAGCGGAGCGACCAAGCAGAGACUGUCGUUCUCCACCAUGAUAUCAUCCACAACCCGGCCACGGUGUUCCAUUUCGAACUUCAGUGGAUUGGCACGACAGGCAGAUACAUCGAAGACCAACUCCGACAGUGGAACAAGACCAUCGAGCGAUACGGACUGAAACUUGUAGAGGCGUACGUUACUCAGAUAAGCGACAUUCGAGAUCGAAAUGCGUUCCAGUCAUGUUUUCCAUUACGACUAGCCCUGCCACCACCUAUAGUGCCCGAUCUUCAGAGUCGCGUGCCGGAGGGCACUCAGACCGCACAUUACUUCGAGUAUGCCCUUUUACGGAACUUUGGAUUCAUCUUGGACGUCGAAGCUUCGGAUCUCUACCCAGAGCAAGUUGACGUGGUGUACUCGUACCGGAGGUCACCAUACAAGUACUCACAGUUCGUGCACCGCUCUGGCGUCGCGUUUAUUCAAGUGGUGGGUGGUUCGCAGGGAUUCCUGUUCUUGACGAAUAGGCUGAUGGGUCCCGGACGGAUGGGCACGACGAUGAGAGGCAAGGAAAUGCGUCCAGCUGCGGCAGCGGAUGAUAUCAGAGUUAAACUGCAUAACUUUUGCUCGGAUAAGGAGGCUCUGGACAAGUUCUACGAUACGGAAAUUGCUUUACUCAGACGAGGACCUGAUGAUCCCCCGGACCCUCCUCCAUUGAGUAUCUAG